ACUAUGAAAAUGGGAUUUAGUUAACUUUUUUUAAUAAUAUUGCUACCACCAAUUUUAUUUGAAAGGUAAUAAGAUUUUUAUUGUUUAAGUGCCAUUCAUAUGGAUUCUGUAACUUUUUUUGAACAUUUCGGUACUAUCAAUAUGUAUGCUAUUUUUGGCACUAUAAUAUCGAUGAUAAUAACUUCUUUUUUCAUUUUUAUAUGUGGUGCUUUAGGUUUUGCUAAGGAACUUGAAUUGUCUAAAUGUUUUGCAUUUGGAGCAAUAAUAUCUUCAACAGAUCCUGUGGCUGUUUUGAGUGCUUUUAAAAAUAUGAAAUAAUCUAAAAUGUUGUAUACAUUUAUUUUUGGAGAAAGCAUACUUAAUGAUGCAGUAUCUUUAACUUUAUUUAAGUAUAAAGAUUAAAUAUAUAUAUUAAUAGUGCAGUUAAUGAAAUAAUCAAUUAAGAAACAAGUGAUUUGUUGAAAGUAAUCAGUUAAUUUCUAUUAAUAUUUUUUGUAUCUAUAUCAAUAGGUUAUGCAAUGGGAAUAUUGAGUGCUUUUGUAAUAAGAUUCAAAAAGUAAGCUAUAGCUAAUUUUGAAGCUUCUUUGCUUUUAUUAUUACCUUGGAUUACUUAUCUUAUUUCAGAGGCACUAGAAAUGUCGGGAAUUGUAAGCAUAAUGUUUUGUGGUAUUUCAAUGGCAAGAUACACAAUUCCAAAUACAAAUUAAUAAUCAAAAAAAGAAUUUACUAAAUUUUAUGAAAUAAUUGCUCAUAUUUUUGAAAAUUCAGUGUUUAUAUUUAUAGGAAUAGGAGUAAUUGGUUUUGAUUUACCUUGGUAAGCUACUGGAUUUGGAAUAAUUUUCUCAACAUUUUUGGCAAUAAAUAUUUCAAGAUACUUCUUUGUUUAAGUAAUAACAAAAUUUGCAAAUCAUUUUCGAACUAUUCAUGUGAUAAAUGAAUAUUAAAGCAAUAUGUUAUGGUUUAGUGGAUUAAGAGGAGCUAUGGCAUAUGCUCUUUCAAUUUAAACUAUCUUACUUUAUGGUUCAAUAGGCGAAGUACUCUUAACUAUUUCUGUAGUGAUAAUCAUGCUUAAUGUAUUUAUUAAAUAUUUAUUUAGAUUUAUAUUCAAGGAAUGUUGUUAAGCCCAAUACUAACAAAAUAUAGUCAAAAUCUUGUUGAGAAUUAUGAAGUUGAAGAUUUAGAGAGAUCUAAAAAUAUCUUUAAAUAGAUUAAGGAAGGAAUCAGUUAAAUCGAUAACNNUUUUUUAAUAAUAUUGCUACCACCAAUUUUAUUUGAAAGGUAAUAAGAUUUUUAUUGUUUAAGUGCCAUUCAUAUGGAUUCUGUAACUUUUUUUGAACAUUUCGGUACUAUCAAUAUGUAUGCUAUUUUUGGCACUAUAAUAUCGAUGAUAAUAACUUCUUUUUUCAUUUUUAUAUGUGGUGCUUUAGGUUUUGCUAAGGAACUUGAAUUGUCUAAAUGUUUUGCAUUUGGAGCAAUAAUAUCUUCAACAGAUCCUGUGGCUGUUUUGAGUGCUUUUAAAAAUAUGAAAUAAUCUAAAAUGUUGUAUACAUUUAUUUUUGGAGAAAGCAUACUUAAUGAUGCAGUAUCUUUAACUUUAUUUAAGUAUAAAGAUUAAAUAUAUAUAUUAAUAGUGCAGUUAAUGAAAUAAUCAAUUAAGAAACAAGUGAUUUGUUGAAAGUAAUCAGUUAAUUUCUAUUAAUAUUUUUUGUAUCUAUAUCAAUAGGUUAUGCAAUGGGAAUAUUGAGUGCUUUUGUAAUAAGAUUCAAAAAGUAAGCUAUAGCUAAUUUUGAAGCUUCUUUGCUUUUAUUAUUACCUUGGAUUACUUAUCUUAUUUCAGAGGCACUAGAAAUGUCGGGAAUUGUAAGCAUAAUGUUUUGUGGUAUUUCAAUGGCAAGAUACACAAUUCCAAAUACAAAUUAAUAAUCAAAAAAAGAAUUUACUAAAUUUUAUGAAAUAAUUGCUCAUAUUUUUGAAAAUUCAGUGUUUAUAUUUAUAGGAAUAGGAGUAAUUGGUUUUGAUUUACCUUGGUAAGCUACUGGAUUUGGAAUAAUUUUCUCAACAUUUUUGGCAAUAAAUAUUUCAAGAUACUUCUUUGUUUAAGUAAUAACAAAAUUUGCAAAUCAUUUUCGAACUAUUCAUGUGAUAAAUGAAUAUUAAAGCAAUAUGUUAUGGUUUAGUGGAUUAAGAGGAGCUAUGGCAUAUGCUCUUUCAAUUUAAACUAUCUUACUUUAUGGUUCAAUAGGCGAAGUACUCUUAACUAUUUCUGUAGUGAUAAUCAUGCUUAAUGUAUUUAUUAAAUAUUUAUUUAGAUUUAUAUUCAAGGAAUGUUGUUAAGCCCAAUACUAACAAAAUAUAGUCAAAAUCUUGUUGAGAAUUAUGAAGUUGAAGAUUUAGAGAGAUCUAAAAAUAUCUUUAAAUAGAUUAAGGAAGGAAUCAGUUAAAUCGAUAACCUAUUUAUAUAAAUUUGUCUUUCUGAAAACAAUGAUGAAGAAGUUCCUUUAUGUAUUAUAUAUAUAAUAUUUAGCAAAUGGAAUAUAAGGAGUAGAAGUUGAUAAUUGA
Molecule: messenger RNA, 2559 nt
Organism: Paramecium sonneborni
Lineage: Eukaryota; Ciliophora; Oligohymenophorea; Peniculida; Parameciidae
Source: the annotation of a GenBank genome assembly